Cooperia oncophora is the source of this 444-nucleotide messenger RNA. The record is from the annotation of a GenBank genome assembly. NCBI's taxonomy places the organism in Eukaryota, Metazoa, Nematoda, Chromadorea, Rhabditida, Trichostrongylidae.
AUGUUUGUCCAGCUCCGAGACGUCGAUGCCGAACUUGAGUCAUUAUACUAUGUAGAUGAAGGGUCGCGAUCACGGCAUAAGCUAAUAUUCACGGGAAAGAAAAAGUUCAAUCAAGAUCCGGUGCGGGGUAUUGAAUAUCUCACUGACCGUGGCUUAUUAAGUCGUCAACCGAGUGCUAUAGCUCAGUGGUUGUUCAAGGGUGAAGGGCUCUCAAAAACGGCCAUCGGUGAACUGCUCGGACUGCACGAGCCGUUCUACCUUGAAGUACUUGAUCAAUUUGUACUGUGUCAUACCUUUCAGAAUAUGUUCAUAGUUGAUGCUCUCAGAGCAUUCCUGUGGUCUUUUCGUCUACCUGGCGAAUCGCAGAAGAUUGAUCGGAUUAUGGAAAAAUUUGCUCAACAGUACGUUGCUACUAAUGAAGGUCGUGAACAUGGAGCUUGCUGA